This is a messenger RNA of Akanthomyces muscarius, 2151 nucleotides long. RefSeq lists its product as uncharacterized. Lineage: Eukaryota; Fungi; Ascomycota; Sordariomycetes; Hypocreales; Cordycipitaceae. The transcript has a single exon. Gene Ontology annotation, molecular function: serine-type peptidase activity. The record is from RefSeq and is a predicted model, not a curated record. Gene Ontology annotation, biological process: proteolysis. The coding region runs from base 1 to 2151 and encodes 716 amino acids.
AUGAAAGUCUCUACGUUGCUGGCUUCUGCCUCCUUGGCAGCAGCAGCCAACACCACCUCCAACGACGCCUGCAGCAAGGUCAACAAGGCACACCAACAAGCCAUCCAAAAAAACACCACGGCCGUCGUUCCGGCAGCGCUCGCUCAAGAAUGUCUCAAGUCAAUGCCGUUUCCUAAAGAUGUCGCUCACGAGUUCUUGGCUGAGCUGCGCAAGUACAUUGGCUUUCAGUCCACGCUCGAGAUUCUUCAGGAUCCCCCCAGCACCUAUCUCUCCCAACCAGUGGACAUCUUGAAGGGGCUGGAUGCGAUUGAAAAGAAGUCCUACGACAGCCACUACGACUUCGACUACGACAUUGGUCAGCUGAUCAACUCUGCCAACGAUGGCCACUUUUCAGUCUCGCUGUGCUCCCUCGCAAUCUUCAGCUUCCAAAGACCCCAGGGACAAAUGGUCUCCGUGUCCAAGGACGGGCGUGAGACCCCUUCGCUGUACCUCUACUCUGAUGCUAAGCAGCUUGCCGCUGAGAACAGCACCGUAUCUCCAGUUUCGACCAUCAACGGCCAAGACGCCGCGCAGUACCUGCAAAAGGAAGUUGCUUCUUCCAGACGCAGCCAGGAUCCCGAUGCGCGAUACAACCAGCUCUUCACGUCGAUUGCCAUCCUGUCGUCCGGCGCACCUCGAGAGGCCGGUGGUGCAGUAACCAACAACUACGACGUGUACCCGGGAGAGGACAAACUCGAAGUGCAAUUCAAAAACGGUACGAGCUUCACCGUCGAGACUGUGGCUCAAAUCUCCAAACUAUUCAAUGCCACGAGCGGAGAGGAGCUGUUCCAUUCGUUCUGUGGCCCUGUAACCCCCAGCAAAACAAAUGGAACCGAGCCUGCCGCCCCAACAAAGCCCCCUUCGCCGAGCGGCCCUACGGGUUAUCCGGACCCUCACCUCCGCGACGACUACAACCAGUUGAACGGGUAUUACUUUGACAACGACUCUGCUGCGAUCUUCAUUCCAUCCUUCGACUCCGAUGGGCUUCCGGAUAACUCAUCCCAGCUGUUUGCCAACACCACUAUACAGUUUCUCCGCCAAGCUGUGGCUGAUGGUCGCACGAAGCUGGUCAUUGAUGUUUCUGGCAACGGAGGUGGUACUAUCACUCGAGCCUUUGACUUGUUCAAGAUCUUCUUCCCCUCCGAGUUCCCAUACUCGGCUACACGUUUCAGACGCACAGGCGCGAGCAAAAAGCUGGCAGCGGCCUUAGGUACCGUAAAGAGUGACGACUACCAGGACGUUAAUGCCUUCGGAUACCAGGCCGCCGUAACGCCAGACCAAUAUGCCGACUUCUCAUCGGUUGAAGAAUUCUUGGGGAACCAGACCCAGCAUGGAGUUGCGGUAUCAUCUCUGUUUGCCAACUUCAACUACACUGCCACCUCGAACGAGGACCUUCCCAUCCACGGCUACGGACCAUGGCGAGGCGUGGAUGGGUCUCUUUUCAAACCCGAGAACAUUAUCAUCGUCGGCGACGGUGCUUGCGCGUCAACCUGUACAACCUUUGUCAACCUCAUGACCAACGUUGGCAAGGUCCGCACCGUGGCAUUUGGCGGUCGUCCGGAAGAGAAGCCCAUGCAGAUCAUGGGCGGCGUUCGCGGCGCCCAAGCGUCACAGUACAGUGAACUUGGGCUGUUUGUGAACAAGGCUGCUCAAGCAGUGCAGAACCUAACAAACACCUCUGCGGCAUUCUCUUCUGACUUUAAAAAGGAGUUUAUCAAGACUACGCCGAUUCCACUAGCAAAGUUUCCAGUGCGACUGGCUGGUGGCAGCGUCAACCUGCGCAACGCCUACCAGCAGGGCAACGACGAUCUGCCGCUGCAGUUCCAGUACCAGGCGGCCGACUGUCGCUUGUUCUACACUGAGGAGAAUGUUCGCAACCCGGCUUCCAUUUGGAAGUCGGCCAAGGACGCCCUUUGGGGAGGUAAAGGCUGCGUGCGCGGAUCAACUGGUGCCAAGGGCUCACAAGAGGACAACGCUACUAGCACUCAUGGCGGCAGCAGUGGAAAUGGCGCCAACGGUAAGCCUCCAGGUACAAGUGGCGCGAUGCCUGUAUCGAUCGCCUGGUCUUCUAUCGCCGGCGGUCUACUCCUGAUGCUUUGGACAACUUUGUAG